AUGUCCACAACUACUAAGAAAAACAAGAACAGGAUCUUGAUAGAGAAUCACAAACAGUUCCUGGAAGAAGUUUCCAAAACAGCCACUUUAUCAGUUUGGAACUCGAAAUUUUCAAUCAAACGACUGUCUCUAGAAGCAGAUCCCGUGGAAGGGACGCCUGAAGGAAUCAGAGAUAUCCCACAAGGAGUAGAGACAAACUCUAUAAUAGGAAACAGCGUAGAGAAUGAUUCAAAGUCACACCCCAUUUUAUUCAGAUAUACAGCUAGACACGCAAAGGAGAAAAUACCAGAGGUGCGAAUUUCAACCACCGUUGAUUCAGAGCAGCUAAGCACCUUCUGGAGAGAUUAUGUGGACAUAUUGAAGGGAAGCUCCCAAUUGAAACUGCAGUCAGAAACCAAGAAAGUCAGUAGUAAGAAGAGCAAGGCGAAGAAGAAGAGAGGAAAGGGUGCAUGGUAA
Messenger RNA from Komagataella phaffii GS115, 456 nucleotides. RefSeq lists its product as hypothetical. Gene Ontology annotation, molecular function: endoplasmic reticulum signal sequence receptor activity; 7S RNA binding. The coding region runs from base 1 to 456 and encodes 151 amino acids. Gene Ontology annotation, cellular component: signal recognition particle, endoplasmic reticulum targeting. Lineage: Eukaryota; Fungi; Ascomycota; Pichiomycetes; Pichiales; Pichiaceae. The record is from RefSeq and is a predicted model, not a curated record. Gene Ontology annotation, biological process: SRP-dependent cotranslational protein targeting to membrane. The transcript has 2 exons.